AGAGCGGGGAUCCUCCCCUGCGUGCGGGCGCUGCUGCGGAGAGGUAUCGCUGCCCGGGGCCGGCCGGGAGGGCUGUGCCCCGCGAGGUGCUUGUGAGAUAUGGAAGGGGCGGCUGGGUGAUGGGUCCCUCGCUUUCCCUUUCGCUUGCGUCUGGAAGAAGCACAGUGAACUAGGUGGGAAGUAAAAUGCUCCCGACAAUGCGUCGCCAUCGGGGGGAUCGCGACAGGCCUAGUGUGCUGGAUAUCUUCUGCUUCGCACGGAAUUGGAACUAGACGCAAAGCUGGGGUUGUUACUGGCAGAAGAACCAGGAUUCAGAUCUCAGUGGAACUUGCUUUCAAAGGCUGUUGAAACAAAGGACUGCUUUCUAAUUUGGACAUGGCUAAUCGAGGAGCGACAAGGCCCAACGGGCCAAAUGCUGGAAAUAAAAUUUGCCAAUUUAAACUAGUACUUUUAGGAGAGUCUGCAGUUGGCAAGUCAAGUUUGGUGCUUCGUUUUGUAAAAGGACAGUUUCAUGAAUUUCAAGAAAGUACAAUUGGAGCUGCUUUUCUAACCCAGACUGUAUGUCUGGAUGAUACAACGGUAAAAUUUGAAAUUUGGGAUACAGCUGGGCAAGAGCGGUACCACAGUUUAGCACCCAUGUACUACAGAGGAGCACAAGCAGCUAUAGUGGUAUACGACAUCACAAACGAGGAAUCCUUUGCCAGAGCGAAAAAUUGGGUCAAAGAACUUCAGCGACAAGCAAGUCCUAACAUUGUAAUAGCUUUAGCAGGAAACAAAGCUGAUCUAGCUAACAAAAGAGCUGUGGAUUUCCAGGAAGCACAGGCUUAUGCAGAUGACAACAGCCUAUUGUUCAUGGAGACGUCUGCCAAGACAUCUAUGAACGUAAAUGAAAUAUUCAUGGCAAUUGCAAAAAAAUUGCCCAAGAAUGAACCACAGAAUGCAGGAGCCAGCUCUGCCAGAGGAAGAGGAGUAGACCUUACUGAACCCACACAACCACCCAAGAGUCAAUGUUGUAGUAACUAAAAGAUCAAUUGCUUUAAACUGUUCUGAAUAUUCUUCUGCUUCCUAACUGUUAAUAACCAUGGAAUUGGAGUGCUUAACCUGGUCCAGUACAGCUUCCAAACAGCGAAGAGACUUACAAUAAUAGUCAAGUUCAUGAUACAGAGUUUUCUUUUCACCUAAAAUUUUAACAUGCAUGUAUCCACCACUGGCUGUAAUGUUUCAGCAGUAGAGGAGAGAUGGAGGCGGAAUAAACUUCCUUCAGUUGAAAGGUUUUAAAAAUCAGUUGUUAUUAUUAGAGGUGUAGAAGAACUACUUUCUGUGGACCUAAUUGGCCAGUUCCUGUAGCCUCAAUACUGAUCACUGUUAUAAUAAAUAGAAUUGGGUCUUUUCAUAAUUCUCAAUUGUGCUUUAAAACCUCCUUAGAAACAGGGUCUAAAAUUUACUUAAACUUAUUUGCAGUAUUGAUGCAACCAGUUGUUUCUGCAGGUAUCCAUUGUUUAGUUAUACAUUCCAUAGGUUAAUAAUUUUAUUACAAAUAAUACUUGCAUUAACAAUUUUAAGAAUCCUAUGCUUGCUGGAAAGUGGAGUUUUAGUUGGUACACUGUAUGUAAAUUAUAUCAACCCAGUUAGUUAUCUUAAUGAAUUAGUGAUGAAUCAAGUCUAACUUCAUUUCUAAUCUGUUCAGAGGGUACAGACCAGUAAAUUCAACUCUACAACUUAGGAUAUGGGUUUUUUUGUCCUCUACAAACUGUAAGAGCUCUUCAAGUAAAACCACAACAAACUCGG
This is a messenger RNA of Zonotrichia leucophrys gambelii, 1788 nucleotides long. It is a transcript of the gene RAB5A, whose product is annotated as RAB5A, member RAS oncogene family. Bases 376 to 1023 code for a protein of 215 amino acids. Gene Ontology annotation, molecular function: GTP binding; GTPase activity. Lineage: Eukaryota; Metazoa; Chordata; Aves; Passeriformes; Passerellidae. The transcript is spliced from 6 exons. The record is from RefSeq and is a predicted model, not a curated record. Gene Ontology annotation, cellular component: Golgi apparatus; endosome.